Necator americanus (New World hookworm) is the source of this 225-nucleotide messenger RNA. RefSeq lists its product as uncharacterized. The transcript has 3 exons. The record is from RefSeq and is a predicted model, not a curated record. Lineage: Eukaryota; Metazoa; Nematoda; Chromadorea; Rhabditida; Ancylostomatidae. The coding region runs from base 1 to 225 and encodes 74 amino acids.
AUGUACAGAUCGGAGACUUGGGCAGCACCGCCUACGAUGAUGGACAGAUUUGAUUCUUUAUGCGUAAAUCGAUGUGGUGUACUGGCGGAUGACACAGUACAUCAACAUCUUGCACCACCAUCGAAAGUGCCUGCAGAAAGUCGUCUUCGCCUGAGGAAACUCAAUGUGGAUAAGCAGUUCAGAGCUAUGUUCAAGGAUGGCACACCUCGGCGAAGAUGCGGGUAA